Molecule: messenger RNA, 5723 nt
Organism: Dermochelys coriacea (leatherback sea turtle)
Lineage: Eukaryota; Metazoa; Chordata; Testudines; Dermochelyidae
Gene: TTPAL
Product: alpha tocopherol transfer protein like
Exons: 5
Coding region: 147-923 (258 amino acids)
Cellular component (GO): membrane
Molecular function (GO): phosphatidylinositol bisphosphate binding
Source: RefSeq, a predicted model, not a curated record
GGCCGGGCGUUCAGCGCCUGAGCGCUCCCGCCGCCUUUGCGUCACUUCCGGCGGGCCGCGGGCGUUGUGGUUCCGGGGUCACGGCGUCUGAUCCCCCGGAACGGUUCCUUCGGCUCGGAGCCGGCGCUCCGACUUCCUGCUAACUAAUGUCAGGAGACAGUGAUUGUACCCGAACAAGCCCAUCCGUGGGGUCUCCAUCGGAUAAUGAGUUCCUGCCAGAUCGGCCAAGGUAUGUGUGCUCACUGUCUCCUGAUCUUAUUGCCAAGGCUCGUGAAGAGCUGCAGGAGAAACCUGAAUGGAGGCUUCGUGAUGUGCAAGCCCUCCGAGACAUGGUGUGUAAGGAUUACCCUACUCUGGGCACGUGUCUGGACGAUGCUUUCUUGCUAAGGUUCCUUAGAGCCAGGAAAUUUGAUUAUGACCGAGCGCUUCAGCUUCUGGUGAACUAUCACAGCUGCAGGAGGAGCUGGCCUGAGGUCUUCAAUAACUUGAAACCAUCUGCAAUUAAGGCUGUCCUAGCAUCUGGCUUUGUCACUGUGCUGCCUCACUUGGACACUGAGGGACGCCACGUUGUCUGCAUUCGUCCAGACAGAUGGAUACCAAGUAAUUAUCCAAUUACUGAGAACAUUCGUGCCAUAUACUUAACAUUAGAAAAACUCAUUCAGUCUGAAGAGACCCAAGUGAAUGGAAUUGUAAUCCUUGCAGACUACAAAGGAGUCAGUUUAUCUAAGGCAUCUCAUUUUGGUCCUUUUGUAGCUAAAAAAGUGAUUGGAAUUCUUCAGGAUGGUUUUCCCAUUAGAAUCAAAGCCGUCAAUAUUAUAAAUGAGCCUCGCAUAUUCAAAGGAAUUUUUGCAAUCAUCAAGCCUUUUCUGAAGGAAAAGAUAGCAAACAGGGUCCUGUGUUGUUGUAACUUUCUCAUCAGCUAAACAGGUUGGAUGCAGUUCCCCCUGCAGUUCGUUGAUUCUUCCCUUUCACACGCAGAAGAGGAUGCCUCUCUCCACAAGGCUGAGUGCUGCCUUCUCUGCACUCCCAGUCCUUGUGAAUGAGUUUAGACUCAAACUGAACUGGAAACGUGGUUAUUGUGAUUAAGAUUUACUAACUGGAUCGCCUAUAAGGCGAGACUUUCAAAAAGGUAUCGAACUGGCUUCUACUCUUGCAUGCACAAUGUUGUGCACUGUCCUUUGCAAAAAGAAAAUGAUGUUGCUUGCAAUUGUGCAUGCAGAGCCAGUUGAAACAUGCCCCCUUAGAAUUAUUUAAAGAGCAAAAUAGACUCUCCCUACUUGUCAUGUGCUGGUCUUGCUGGAGUUUUAAAAUGCUUGAUUACAAGCUGAAAAGGUGUCUGAUACUUUAAUAAAAUAUAUUUUGGGAUUUUCUUCCUCAGUUUUUUCUUCAUGGCUCUGAUUUGAAUUCUCUUCAUCAAAACCUUCCACAAAGGAUCCUUCCUGAAGAAUAUGGUGGCACAUCAGGGAAGCUGGAUGUCGCUGCCUGGAAUGAGUUGCUGCUCGCCUCGGAAGAGGAUUUUCUGCAUGACUUCUCUGAGCUGGUUCUUCCAGGUGACAGCUCACCAUCUGAAGCUGUAGUGAGUGGGGAUGCUGAGGAGAAGCAGAGUGAAGAGCCUCUGCGAGGCAUGAAACCUCAACUCUACUACUGUUAUUAACAAAUCAGUUAAAGGAAGCUUCCUUGCACAGUCAGUCUAGAUGCCCUCUCCUGUUCUGAAAGGAGUAAGAACACAGUGGGGUUAUGAACUCUUCCUUACUCCUAAACCUCCAGUUUGUGAGUAGAGGCAUUUUAUGCUGUGGAACCAAAGCAAGUUAAAGAGGGUGAGAUGGGGGCAAGGCAGAGUUCUCUUUGGAAUCUAGGCAGGUCACACAAUUCCCAAGUCACCUCAAGUGUUAAGGAUUGUUAAUCCCAGUGUGAAAGAUGCAGUCUAGUAAAUUCCUCUUAGUAGUGAGAGAAAAAAAUAUCUCAUUAGAGUGAAUCUCAUAAGUGUCUCUCUCAGGGUAAAAGGCAGAAAAGACUUGCUAGUUUGGCAAUCAUCAGAAAAUAGCAUCAUCACUGCAUCCUGCAAAGUGAUGCUCUGUCAGUGGAGAUUGUCAGAAAUGUCCAAGUCACAGUCCUGAACCUAAUUACCUGGUCCUGUCUGUGCAAUAGCAUGUUCCAGGAGUAUCAGAAUGCGUACUGGAGCUUCUCCCUGAUAUUUUGCACGCUCUGUGUGUGGGGAAUUCCUAACAGAUUUGCCCUUUGAUUUGAAAGGAGAAAGUUACCAUAAUUUUGUAAACAUUGUGACUAGUUAUUUCAAAGCAUAGUGUAAUCAGACACAAAUUCCACUUCCAGAAGAUUGAGCCCUUCAGAUCAUGUAUUGCAUAGCUUUUUUGCAAUAAGAUGCAACUUUGAAUAUUUACAACAAUAUAGACAACUUGAGAAGGAGUGAGGUCAUUCACUCAGAUAUAAUCAGUUGCUCUUUCCUUCAGGUGAUCACUUGGAUGCCCUGCCUUACUUUUCAACUUCCCUAAGUAACUUAAAUAGAAUCUAUGUGGAAAGAUUUUGUAGCGGGUAACAUCUGUAGAAGGCAAUAUUAAGUAAGAGAAAGCACGGUAGUUCUUGAGCUACAUUACUUUGGAUAGAAUUUUUGAAUCCGAGUCUUUGUAAACCAAAUGCAGACAGAUAUUUUUAAAGAAUGUUCAGAUUUGUUGUAUUGCAGUUGCUCUCUGUUCAUGUUUGUCCUGGUUUAAGUAACACUGUUGCUAUUAUUCAUCCCUUUCUCUUUGGAUGGCAGCUUCUAUGUAAAGUGUAGACUUUGGUCAGUUCUGUAGGGCUUAAGCUUAGGUUGUGUGUUCCAGUACUUUAGAUCCUUAGUUCUAAUGUCAAAUGAGGUUAACGCGUCCUGCAUCUGUAUAGGCUGUUCCUCAAGUUCAUUCUGUGUCAUGGUAUUGAAUUUUAAAUGAACUCUGAGCACAUUAUCUUUGCACAUCAUGCACUAUAUAAAUAGUGCAAAGGUGAAACCUCAUUACAGCCAGGAAGGCACACCCCGUUAUUUAAAAGGGUAUGUCAGUGGACAAGAACACUGAUUAUAACCAAACACCUCAUCUUUAUAGCACUUUUUAAAUGGCUGGAAUUUCUUUGGGGGGAUAGGGAAGGAGAGGGGUUGGGAGGGUAAAUCUUUUUACGGAAUACCAAGUGGGAAAGAGGGACCGGUUAUCUUACUGUAAAUAUGAAAUGUAUGGUCUCAAGUAGUUGGACCAUCCUUUUCUCUGAGUGCCAAACUGUGCUUGUUUGAAUGUCUCUUCCUAGAUUACACCAUAGCAUGACUUUGUUGCCAAAAAGAAUUUGGGAAGGAAUAGAUUAGGGAAAUCACAGCUCCCUGACUUGGUAAAAUGCUAGCUCUUUUAUUCAAGCAAUAGAAGAGUGGGACUGGGUUUUGAAAGGAAUGAAAGGUAUAAAAUUUUUUCUAAUUAGCAGUUCAUAGGUCCAAUGGGGACAAGAAGUUCAUAUCCUGUCACUUGAACAGAAAGACUAGCAGAUCCCUUUUACUGUUGCGUAGGAUGCUGGCAAGAGUCUAUUGAGAGAGAAUAUAGCUUUCUUCUUUCCUUCCCCUUUUUAGGUAUGAAAGAUAGUAGGAGAGAGACUCCUGCCUCUAACAUCAAUGUAUGACAGCCCCUGCCCCUUUCUAUACUAGUCUUAAUUUUCAUGGGGGAAAAGUAUUUCAGAUGAGAAAUAUCAUUCCUGUCAUUAACAAUCUGUCAGCCCCCAACUUUUGUGCAGACCGGGCAGAAAUGCAGGGCUGGCUAGUGUCUCUUCAUUUGAGCAAAACUUUCCUCUCAGAUCUACUGUGCAGUGCUUGCCGUUAUUGUGGAGAUAAAUCCAGCUCUUCUUCCACCUAGCAAAAUAAGCAGAAUGUGGCAUAGCUUAGGUUGACAAUUAUGGUUUUAAGCAAUCUAACUAAAUUAACUGCCAAAAAUGCGUUGGGGUGUCUUGAAUGGUUUGAGUGAAUGCCGACUACUAAUUCCCCUCUGUCCACCACCAAAAAUUUUUAAAAAAAAAGACACUCCAGGAUACAGCAUUUGUCUUUGAAGUGGGUGCAUGGCAGGCUUUAUUCUUACUCUUUCACGGUUGGGUAGUUUCCCCUCUAAGACUACAUCUGCACUAUGUGUCCCUUUUGGUGGCAUGUAGCAUACAUACACUGCAUUUCUCCCUAACACUAGUAUAAAAAGCAACACAGAUGAUAAAGUACUCCUUAGGUGAGUAAAGACAUGCCUAAAGCUGGUGCAUAUGUAUCUUACUUGCCCACAUAGUGCCUCCCCGCUCACUGCUGUUUUUAGCAGCAUAGUGUCCUGCUGCUAGAGUCUUUCCCCAAAGCACUGAAAAGUUCUGGCACUGAGGAGCUCCCAGAGCCUCUCCUGGCCCAGAGCCUUUCCUUGGCAUGUGUAGCUACACAUCAGUAUGGAUGCUCCCUGCUUUUCACUGUGACAUGUAGUUACCUCUGCCCUGCAUGUCACCAGGGUGCAGUGUAGACAUAGCCUAAGAGGAGCUGCUCUCAACCAGUUUGGUAACAAGUUUUCUAACAGAGCUUUCCCUCUUCACUAAACUUCCUCCUUAAAAAGGAUUUGUGGGGGGGGAAAAUCUCCAGCAACCAGGGCAAUACUUGAUUUUUUCAAUGCUUUUUCACUCUGGCAUGCCUUAAACUAUAGCAACCAAACUAGAUUUCAUUUGUAGCCUCAAACCAAGGUCAUCUUUGGAAGACAAAUUGACAGUUUGUAGUACUUUAUUCUUAAACAAAAUAGCUUUGGUCAUCUUACUUGUAGAUAGAGACUUAAGUUUUCCUCUCAGAACUUUUGUUUUGGAAUUGUUAGACUUUGGAAUCUAGCUUUUAAAUUCAUGAUAGCUGUCAUCAGUAAUAUAGCAUACAUAGACAAAGCCAGUACAUUAUCCAUUAUCAGCUAUAACUUUUCCUAAUUCCCUCAUGGGGGCAGAUGCUUUGCUUGUCUUCCUAGAGAAAGUGUAGACUCUCACAAGAGGAACUAUAGCUUAACAGCUAGAAGCUGUUAAUAUUUUGGUACCCAAAGCACUAUUUAAAAAAAAAAAAAAACUGUAGAAAAGUUGAGCUAUCAAGCCCUUUAAUGACAGGCAGCCCUUUUGUCUCAGAGGCAGAUGGCAUUAUAAAGCUAAAUAGGUUAUGUAUUUGACAAUAGGCCCACACUUCUAGUGACUUCUUAUCUUUAAAGUAGGAGGGAAGGAAGAGCAAUGGAGUUAACUCAAAAAAUCCCUUUCAGUGUUAAAUUAACAUCGGGCUGUUUCAACUAAACUUUCUAAAAAUCAGUUCCAUGGUAAGCUAGCUGAGUGAGGACAACGUCAGAAGUAACAAUUCUGGCUAGGCAGUAACUGAGAGGAAGGUACUCAAACUGCCUUGGGCAACCUUGACUGUCUCAUGGGAAGUAGGACAAAGGUUAAUUGCAUACUGUAAAUAAAAUACUUGAAUUUAUACUAGGGCAAAUAGGGGUUAUACAUACAGGGGUCUUUUUCAGGGAAUGAGGGUGUUUUGGCACAAGUUCAGUAAUAUGAUUGUUCAAAUGAUUUUGCUUUUUGGUUUAAGUGUACCUAAAGUUGUUAGGUUUAAUAUACAUCUGUUAUUUUGAUAAAAUGUUUAUUUUUAUAUUGCAUUUUAUAAAAUGGAGUGGUCAAUGUAUGUACUUUUAUUAUGCAUGACUGGGUAUUAAACAAUUCUAACA